Messenger RNA from Aspergillus mulundensis, 1068 nucleotides. RefSeq lists its product as uncharacterized. Gene Ontology annotation, cellular component: cytoplasm. The record is from RefSeq and is a predicted model, not a curated record. Bases 1 to 1068 code for a protein of 355 amino acids. NCBI's taxonomy places the organism in Eukaryota, Fungi, Ascomycota, Eurotiomycetes, Eurotiales, Aspergillaceae. Gene Ontology annotation, molecular function: nucleotide binding; oxidoreductase activity. The transcript is spliced from 2 exons. Gene Ontology annotation, biological process: NADPH regeneration.
AUGCCCCCAAAAAAACUUCAAGUCGGUGCCGCUGGCCUCGGCCGCAUGGGCAAACGGCAUGCAUUGAACUUCCUGAACCGCGCACCCCGCGCUGAGCUCGUCGCUGCGUUCUCGCCUGACCCUGAGGAGAUCCAGUGGGCGAAGCAGCAUCUCGAGCCGUACGGCGUGACUCUGUACACCAAGUACGAGGAUAUGAUCAACCAUCCAGGAUUGAAAGCUGUGGUCAUUGGGACCGCUACAUCCGUCCAUGCCGAAGAGGCAAUCCAGGCAAUUGAGAAGGACCUCCAUGUUCUUUGCGAGAAGCCGUUGAGUAUCAGCGUUGACAUCUGCAACCAAGUCGUAACCGCCGCCCGAAAACGCCCACACCUCAAAGUGAUGUGCGGGUUCUCCCGCCGCUUCGACGACUCGUACCGAUCUGCCUACAAGAAGGUCGAAAACGGGCUCAUCGGGCGGCCCGCAAUCCUGCGCUCCCAAACCUGCGACAAGCACGACCCGUCCGGCUUCUACGUCGAAUACGCCUCCUGGUCCGGCGGCGUCUUCGUCGACAUGGCCGUCCACGACAUCGACCUAACGCUGUGGUUCUUCGGGUCGGACAUCAUGCCCAAGAGUAUAUCCGCGUACGGAAUUCGGGCGGUUACACCCGAUCUAAAGAAGUACAACGACUUCGACAACGCCGUCGGAAUCGUGGAGUUCCACGGCGGGAAGAUCGCGUAUUACUACUGUUCGCGGAUGAUGGCGCACGGGCAGGAGGACGUGACCGAGAUCAUUGGGACGGAGGGGAAACUGUCUGUGAACUUGAACCCGGCGUCUGAUCUGGUGAAUUUUUACCAUGCCGGUGGGAUCACGAGGGAGGUUCCGGGGACGUACUGGGGGCGCUUUGAGAUGGCGUUUGUGAGGGAGACGAAUGAGUUUGUUGAUGCUUGUUUGGAUGAUAUGCCGGUGCCGAUGAAGCUUGGGAAUGCGGUUAAGGCGGUGCAGAUUGGGGCGUGGUUGCAGGAGGCGCUGGUUUCGGGACGCCAGUUGCGUUUUGAUGAGACGGGGAGGAGGGUGGAGGGGGCGAAGAUGUAG